Molecule: messenger RNA, 3277 nt
Organism: Andrographis paniculata
Lineage: Eukaryota; Viridiplantae; Streptophyta; Magnoliopsida; Lamiales; Acanthaceae
Exons: 14
Coding region: 492-2954 (820 amino acids)
Biological process (GO): protein phosphorylation
Molecular function (GO): ATP binding; protein kinase activity
Source: RefSeq, a predicted model, not a curated record
AGGUUGAGAGAGAGAGCGAAAAGCGAGGAAAAAGCCAAAAUUUGCACUAGUUGUCAGAAAUCUCAAAUCAAGGCUUCAUAAAUCAUAGUAGUAUAUAUUAAAAUAUUAAAAUAUAUUUAUCGGGUGUGCAUUUUGUAUUGUUAAUACACUGAAUCAUCGCGUAUGAAACGGCAGAGCAGGAGAAAUCUUCGUGGAAGAGGAGAGGGUCGUACCAUAGCAUAGCAUAGCAUAAGCACACAGCAUUGGGUUGGCAAUACCGAUACGGAUACCGCCAGUAGCUCGAUCCAAUCUCGAGAAAUCCAUCCAUCUAUCUAUCAAUCAAUCAGGAAAGGGCGGGCUGGGGGUGUGACAGCAAGAUCAAUUGCAGAGAUUUUCCCAUCUUCGGUUUCUGGGUCGUACUGUCUUCGGGGAAUGGAAGUCAGCUCGAUUGAGUAAUUUGUUUCCCAAGAUUUAGAAAUUGUUUUCCUAAUCUACUCUACUCUACUUUACUUAUGGAGAGUAGAGCAGCUGCACGAGCAGCUCCGGUUCCGUCGCCUGGGUUGCCGCCCCGAGACCAGCUGCUGAAAAAGAUUGAUGAAUUGGAGCAAGGUCAUGCGCACUUGAAGCAAGAGAUGUCGAAGCUCCUCUCCUCUGAAACUAACCGCACCAAGUGGAUGACGAGCAGGGGAGACGCCGUGGCCCCAUGGAGGAGGGAUCCGGCGACGUCGUCUACCAGAUACUCCUGGGGCAACGGCUCCAAUGUCGAAGAAGACGACGAGCAAGAGGAGGAGGAGGAGGAGGAGGUAUUCAUUAGUGUUGCGGACAGGCAGUAUUUGGAUAUACUGGAGGCGAUGGGGCAGGCAGUGCAUGUAAUGGACACGGAGAAUCGCUUGGUUUACUGGAAUCCAAGCUGUGAGACUCUCUAUGGGUAUACAGAAGCAGAAGCUCUGGGUCGGGAUGUGUUCGAGCUGCUGGUGGAUCCUCUCUUCAUCUCUGCGGGCAAUGACAUACUGAGCCGCGUGUCCAGAGGGGAAAGCUGGACGGGGCAGUUCCCCGUCAGGAACAAAUGGGGGGACAGGUUCUCCAUCAUCGCCACCGACACCGCGCUCUACGACGACGCUGGCACUUUUCUUGGAGUCAUAUGCGUCGCGGCUGAUUCCAAACCUUUCAGGGGCCCUAAGCUCAUUGCAUCCUCUCGGAAGCCAGAGCCUCCUCUUCCCGCUCCUGCUAAUGCUGUUGCUGCUGUUGCCGAUCUCAGAACUGCUGCUAGUGCACCUGCUCCGGCCAGGAGACGUGCUGCGAGCAAACUCGGAAAUGAUCAUCAUCAUCACCACCACCACCACCAUCAGCAGCAGCAGCAGCAGCAGCAGCAACAGCAGCCGCCUCUGCAAGUGGCAUUAGCCUCCAAAAUAUCAAUCUUGGCCUCUAAAGUGAGCAACAAGGUGAAAUCGAAAAUGAGGCCCGCAGAGAGCUUAGAUCGUGAUGAUUUUGCUUGGGACGCCCAUGCCCACGCCCAACGCUCAAAUCAAGGCUUUCCAGAUGCUGUGGAAUACCAGCAGGACGAUGCAGCCUCAAGCGGAGCCAGUACACCCAGAGGAGAUGCUCACCGGCCUACUUUUGGAAUACCCAUGCCCGUGCCCGUGCCCCCUGGUGUCGGCAACCCGGAGAGAUAUUCACCAAGUAGGACUACUCAAGAUUCUGGCGACGAGAGAGAAGGGAAGCCCGGUAUUUCUAAGAUUCUUUCCUCCAAGGCCGAGUCUUGGGUUGGUAAAACUGGUUUGACAUGGCCAUGGAAAGGGAACGAGCGUGAACGUGAGCGUGAACGUGAGCGUGAGCGUGAACAACGCGAUGGAGCAGAGCUAAAGCCUUCUCGAUUUGCAUGGCCAUGGUCACAGAAUGACCAGGAGAUUGAGAUUGAGAUCGAGAACGAGAACGAGCAGGGGCGGAAGAGUGAUUCUGAAACAUUAAGAUCAGAGAUUCAUGCCAUGUCAGAAGCCAAUAGUGCAGCUCAUAUUGAGGCUUCAGGUUCUUGGUCCUCUUCAGCUAAUGUUAACAGCACAAGCAGCAGCAGUAGCUACGGGAGCAUAGGGAGUGGUGCUCUUAAUAAAGUUGAUUCGGAUAUUGAUACCUUGGAUUACGAAAUCACUUGGGAAGACAUGACUAUUGGAGAACAAAUCGGACAAGGUUCAUGUGGAACUGUAUAUCACGGUCUGUGGUUUGGAUCAGAUGUUGCAGUCAAGGCGUUCCCGAAACAAGAUUACUCGGACGAUGUUUUACUUUCCUUCCGACAGGAGGUGGCCCUUAUGAAAAGACUUCGCCAUCCAAAUAUUCUCCUCUUCAUGGGUGCUGUUACUUCACCUCAACGUCUUUGCAUUGUUACGGAAUUUCUUCCACGUGGGAGUCUAUUCCGAUUCUUACAGAGGAAUCCCACAAAACUAGAAAAAAGAAGGCGAAUUCACAUGGCUUUGGAUGUAGCCCGUGGUAUGAGUUAUCUUCAUCAUUUCAGUCCACCUAUUGUUCACCGUGAUUUAAAAUCUUCGAAUCUGCUUGUUGACAAGAACUGGACUGUCAAGGUUGGUGACUUUGGUCUCUCUCGUCUGAAACUUGAAACUUACUUGCAAACAAAGACAGGCAAAGGAACGCCUCAAUGGAUGGCUCCCGAAGUUCUCCGCAAUGAACCUUCAGACGAGAAGGCUGAUGUAUAUAGCUACGGAGUAAUUCUCUGGGAACUUGUCACGCAAAAGGUUCCAUGGGAUAACCUCAACGCUAUGCAGGUUAUUGGAGCUGUGGGCUUCAUGAAUCAACGGCUGGAGAUUCCAGAGGAUGUUGAUCCGCAGUGGGCUUCUCUCAUAGAACGUUGCUGCAGCAGCGAGCCAAAGUCGCGGCCGUCAUUCCAAGAAUUGGUGGAGGUGCUGAAAGAUAUGUACAGAAAACAUGCAAUGCAGCUGCAAGCAGGGCGUACUGCUGCCCAAUAAAGGUGUAACAUUUGAUUUGUGUGGUCGUCCAUGGCAAUCGGAUAGCAGAUGAGAUGGCGUCAGCAGCGGAAAACACUGACCUGACCUGAGGAUGCCAUGCUGUUGAUGGGGGGAUUCAUUGUGUUGCUCUCUCUCUCUCUCUCUCUCUUCAGACGUUUGUUUGAGUGCAGAUAAUUCUCAUAUAUACAUACUACUACGCAUGCAUACAUACAUACUACAUACAUACAUUCCAUAUAUAUAUAUAUAUUUAUAUGUAUAAGCAGUGACAAACCAUUCUGUUGAAACUCCAGAGCAUCAUUUGAUUCGAGUAUUCGUUUUGGUCA